GCUCUCUUGUUUGUUUUUUAUCCUUCCUUCAAUUAGUGUUAUUGAUAUGUGUUUGAAUGGCGUGGAAAAAAACUAAUUUCCAAAUAGAAUUUUGUGUUUACUUUUUGAGGAAAUUUAUUACAUUGUGCAUACAGAUACCUAUUGUUUUCAUUACUUUGAUGCUUUUUAUGGAAUGGAAGCCUCUUCAUGAUCUAGAGCGAAAAUGGAUGUCCCUGUGGGAAAGAUGUUUUCUUUGUGACAUGGAGGAUGGACCCUGUCAAACUCUUCAAAAUGUUGGCGUCAAUUAAAUUACCAUGGCAACCUACGCGUUCUAAGAUUGGAUGGCCAAGGCGUGGUCAGAUUUUCUUAUGGAUUAUUUUCACAUCUCUUCUGCUGUUCUUUUGUGUAACCUUGACCUUUAAUGGUCAUGUCUGGCAGAUGCUUGAUUCUAACAUGCAUCUCAGUGAGUAUGAUGAUGCAAAUGAAGGAUAUGGAUUAAGGAAGCUUCUAGAGGAUCCAGAGGCAAGAUUAAGACAGGAAGGCUUGGAAAAAAGGCUGCCCCAGUGUAUAAUAAUUGGUGUAAGAAAGUGUGGAACAAGAGCAUUAUUAGAGUUUCUUAACCUUCAUCCCAAUAUAAAAACAGCUGGAAUGGAGAUGCAUUAUUUCAAUAAAGAUGAAAAUUAUGAUAAUGGGUAUGAGUGGUACAGAAAAUAUAUGCCAUUUUCAACAUCAAAGGAUAUUACCAUAGAGAAAACACCAAGAUAUUUCAUUUCUGAGAGUGCACCGGAACGGAUUUUUAAGUUCAACAGUUCUAUUAAAUUGAUUGUGAUAUUCCGACAUCCAACAACAAGAGUAAUAUCAGACUAUUCCCAAGUGUACGAGAAUAAACUUGAAAGAAAUAAGUCUGUAGAGCCGUUUGAGAAAAUUGUGAUUGACAAAAGAACAGGCCGAGUGAAUACUGGGUACAAAGCAGUGAGAAUAAGUAUGUAUUAUUAUCAUUUGACGCAGUGGUUAUUGUAUUUUCGUAGACAUCAAAUCCAUAUCGUCAAUGGGGAUAAUUUGAUAGUGAAUGCCUUAGAGGAAAUAAAAAAAGUGGAGACAUUCUUGGGAUUGGAUCAUGCGAUUACUGAAGAGAAUGUGUAUUUUAACGAGACACGAGGGUUCUACUGUAUGAAAUCAGGGAAUGAUCAACAUUGUCUUGGUGCUCAGAAAGGAAGAAAACAUCCCGAUAUUGACCCAAAGGUUAUAAGGAAAUUGAAUAAUUUCUAUCAUCCGUACAAUCGGAAAUUGUUUGCUAUGAUUGGUCAAGAAUUUGAUUGGGAUUAAAUGAGAAUUUCACAGCAUCAUGCAGAGAAUAGAAGAGACAGGGAAUUUGGGCGUAAAACUCUGGACCAGAAAGUAUUAAUUAUAAUGUCAUUGUGCAUUUUGAAGUUUUUAGUCAUACAAGGGGUGUAAUCUCAUAUUGUCAGGUUGUCUCCCCUUGAAAUUAUCAGUUAUACUUGGAUAUACAUGCAUGUACUUUACAUUAUCUGUUCAUUUGAAAUCCUUGAAGAAUGAAGUUUGAUUUAAAGUACAGUGAAACAGUAUAACUUUUCUCAUAGCCAUGUGACAUCAUGUUCUCAUGAAUUAUGAUCAUGUGAUAUGAUGGAUAUAAUGUUUACAUUUUAUCAUCAGGUAUAUUAUCUGAUAUUCAUAUCACAAGAUUGCUAAAAACAUGCUUAACUGAUAUUGUAAAUUUACUUCCUAGUAUUAAUACAUAUAUACUUUUUUCCAUAAAAUUUUAAUUAUAGUUUAAUUAAAUGACUAUUAUUGAUACUUAUUUUUGCAGAUUUACUGGAAAUUAUUUAUAUGGAUACAUCAUUAUGUUACAUAAAUAACACAUUAUUGCAUACAUAAUAACAUUUCAUCGCUUGAAUUGAUUUUCACCAAGGUAUCAUUUAGUAUUUUCUGGCCUAAUCAUUUUUAGCUAUUGACCAAAUAUCAUCGUACAAUAUUUAUGCAAUAAGGCUUUAAUGAAUUAGUGAUUUGUUUCCAUGUACAUGAUUUUCUAUGAAGAUAUAUGUCACAAAUCUGAAGUUUCGUUUGGCCAUCUUUGUUGUUAUUGUUUUUGUUGUUUCGUAUGAAUUGAAAUAUGUUGAAUAAAGAACUACAGUCUACUUGUGUGUGUGAACUUAUAAAGUAGUCUGCUUGUCUUAUGUCUAAAAAUUGGUUUGAAUGUAAGGAUUUGUUCAUGUGAAUAUAUGACGGAAGUCCUGAACCCUUCUGUAUUUAAAUAAUAAUAGUCCAUUUCAGUUUUAGAGCACAAAUCUGUAUGUUAGUCUGGGAGACUGGCAAUCACUUGCUUCUAGCAGGUCAAUAGUUAGUUAAACUUACUAGUUUAAUUGUUUCAGAUUAAUGAAGGUCACUAAGUCUAUCUUUUACCAGGUCCAAAGCAAGGAAAAUUGUUAUCAUAUUAACAUCAUAGAUUUUCUUCAUUAGGUUUUUAUCAUUCUUUUUGUUAGCUUUUUUUCCAUAACUCAUAAAAUAUUUACAGAUGAUAUUAAUCAUGGGAGGGUAUUUAAGUUUUUUAAUACCACACAGCAUGCUCACUUUGUAAGAGUAAAAAAAAAGAUGUGGGGAAUUUUUUGUUUGUUAAUGAUUUUUUCUUUUCUAAGGUUAAUUUUACUAAAGUGUAGAGAAAUGGCCACAUGGUUAAUGGGUCAAUAUGACACAGUAUCUACAUGUACAUGUAGUUCAAUACAAGAAAUACAUUUGUAUGUAUGAAGAAAUUGGUAGGAAUAUUGAAUUACAAGACUUUUCUAUAAAUAAUCAAAUAUAAAAAAUAAGCUAUUUUGUUUUAAUUUGUUUCUGUCUGAAAAUGUUGUUUGCGUUUAUUAUUUACAACUUUCAGUCUGAAAGUUUUUUCUUGACAUAAAAUAUUUUCAAGUUUCAGCUAGAAACGUUUUGGUUCUGUUAAUUUUUCCAGUUUUGGUGGUAAACUUUUAUUUCCAUUAAUUUUAUAUCAGUAAGAAACCUUUUGUUUUGGUUACAUUUUUGUUUGUCAGUUUUAAUGAUAGAUAUCACUUUUUUCCUGGUUUAUGAUUAAAUUUUUUUGUUGUUAUUGUUUUUUUGUUGUUGUUUUUUUUCCCCACUGAGUAUAAAAAGCUAUUUCUGAAAUAUUUUUGUCAGUUUAAAAUGAAAUAUAUUGUUAUGUUAUUUGUAGGAAACAAUAUAGAUUGUAUAUACAGUCAUUACCCUAGUUUCCAUAGAUAAUUUCCCUAGAUCAGUCAAUCUUCUUUAUACAUAAUGGACAAGAGACCUUACUAAUUUGAUGAAGUUUGGUUAAAUGGCAAAAAGGUCUUGACAUAAUUAUAUAAAUGACAGUUACACAUUAUUGGUUUAGCAGAAGCACAAAUGGCAACAAAAUCAACAAACAAAAACUCUGUGUAAAAAGCUUUGUUAGAUUUUUUUUUUUAAACUUAAAGGAACUCCACUGAGGUCCAAAAGCCUAAAAAAUGAAAAUUGAAUUUCUUACACAGAAUAGCCAGAGCACUUAAUACAGAACAUUAUGAGAAAGAUAAAUAAGAAAUAUACUAAGAAAUAAAUUGAAAAUCAUAUUCUGUGCUAUUCUAGCUGAGCCUGAUGUGAGGGAAAAACGUUGGAAGGCUUUUCAAAUUUAGGCCCUUUUUUACAAUUAGAAUAAUUAUGCUGGAAAAACGGAUUGAGGGAGUGAUUUGAAAUUUUGCACUCAAGUAAUUGGGUAGACCUACACUAGAGGGAGCAUUAAUCUUGAAAAAUUAUUACCAUGCCAAAAAACCCUCAGUGGAGUCCCUUUAACAUUUAUAACACAGAAAAAAACUUCUGAAGCAGUAAGAAUUUGAUUUAGAAGGACUGUACAUGUAUAAUUCUUUAUUAUUGUUGUUGUUAUUGUUGUUUAGUAGUGGUGGUAAUGUUGCUGAUGUUGAAGUUCUUUAUAGACAUCUAGGCCUAGACUUGAAAUAUUAAUGAGCGUGACUCCAUCAUCCUUUAAGUUGCUGGUUUAGAGCAUAAAUUCUGUCACUAUGUUUGUAAAGCCAGUUUUAAAUAAUUCAUUACUUCACAUUAGAUAUUAGUAAACAUUAAGGUGCAAUACAUAUGAAUAUUAAAACUGUAUUGAACUGUUAAUAUACCCGGUACAUGUACAUUUGAUAAAAUAUUAUACUUGAACUGACUGCAAAGUUUGUACUUCUUCUAUAAUAAAACUUUUACACAUCUAAAGUGACACGCCUUGAUAUGAAUGAAGAAUGUUCCUGGUGUAAAAAUACAAUUGCCCGAUUUAAGGAAGUAUUGUCACAAGCCUUAAAGGGACUCCACUAAGGUUUUUUGACAUGAUGGGACUGGAAAUUAUUUUUUCAAGAUUAUUAUACCAUUUUUUGAUGAAGGUCUUUACCAGUAAAUUGUGUGCAAGUCUGGGUAUUUUACCUUUUUUAAGAUUUGUAAAAGUUAAUCAAAGUAACAUUUUCACAAUCAAUGUAAGAUUUUCACAUUUAAUGUUUUCAGGCUUUUUGACCUUAGUGGAGUUCCUUUAAAAGAUGUACAUUCAGAAGUUAUAGACCAACUGGUCCACUUGUCAUUGUAUCAACUAAAGUAAACAAUGUAAUAUCACCAUAAACCAGGGGCAACCUGCAAUUUCCUCUUGUAAACAUAUAAUUACCCAAGAUAGAAAUGAUGUGUGUGACUGUUUCAAGUGAUACUUUAUGGUCAAUUGUCCACUUUUCUUACUCAUUUUGGUCAGUUUUUACAGCUGUCCAUAUACUUAACAUAGACAUUUAUGUGCAUGGAGAACAGCUUUUAGAUAAAGUCUAAAAUUAUAUUGAAUUAGGUGUUUAUUUCAAGUGUUCUAGGAGAGCUGUUAAAUGACAUGGUUUUUGUUUGUCAAUAGUUGUCAUGCUAUGUUCAAUGUCAGUAAAGUAUGUUUAUUUUAAAAAAAAUGAAGAGAAAUUAAAUUUCCUGGUAUUAAAUGUUAUUUUAUAAAUGAGUAUUACUGGCUUAUAAAAAUAUAGUUACUUAUGCAUGAAUACUAAAUUAAACUUUUAAUCAACAAUCUAUCAAAGACUUUUGUUUAUAUCUAUAUGAUAUUGGUCUGAUAUAAAACUACAUCUAUAACUUUAAUACCCUCUCAUUCUACUCUGUUUGAAUCCCACCGGAGACAGUACUUCGCUUAAAGACCUAUCCGGUAUUGAAGGUUCAAUUCAGGUAGAGAGUCCUGUCCAUUAAAGUUGAAAAGUAGCAUUAUUGUCUUAACAGUGUAAGUUUGACAUUAAUGUAAAUUUUUAAAAAUCUAACCUUUCAUAUUUAUCUGAACUUUAAUUAUUUAUGACAUUUUAAAGUGAAGUUAAAUCCAUUAAGUCAACAAAAAUCAAAAGUAACUUGUAAAUAUUAUUUUACCUCAGUGUAAUUUUCUAGUCAGAGGAACUAGCUUUGUGUUUAAUUAUUACUUGUUUGUUUUGAUGGACAUAAAUAGACUGAAAAAGAGGGCUUUAUAUUUAGCAUUACUUAUUACAGAUAUACUUGCCUGAAAUUUUAAUAUUGCUUUUAUUAAAUGAAUGAAAGGAAUGACUGUGCAAAACUGCUAAAAUGUUCGGUAUUCUAAAUGUAAGACAGUUGUAUGUAUAUUAAACUAAACUGGUUUGUGUUUAUUAACAUGAUUAUAAGGGAUUUUCUUUAUGGAUUCAUUGGGAAAAACUGCUUAUAUGGUAUGUAUGUAAAGUGCUUUAUUUUUUUAUAUGGAUACAAAAAUCUUGUAGAUGUACUUAAUACUUAUAAAUAGAAUUGGUAUGACAUGCUGAACGAUUGUCUAUAGAGAUCCCUGUGUCUAUUAUAGUGAUGCCAAGGCCAUCUUAUUUAUAUUACAAUGUCAUAUAGUGUUCCUAAGGCUUUAUAUAGAGAACCCAAUGUCAUCUAAUGAUCCUGUGAUCCCUAGGCCCUCUUUAUAUAGAAAUCCUAAUAUUAACUAGUGACCAAAGGCCCUCUUAUUAAGAUAACACUGCCUUCUUUAGACGCCGCAUGCAAAGAUCACAAUGUCAUCUAGUGAUUCCAGUUCCCUUUACAGAUUUCCUAAUACCUUCUAUAGAAAUCACUAUACCAUCUAGUGAUUCCAAUGCCCUCUACAUAGAUCCCAGUGUCAUCUUGUGAUUCCAAUGCCCUCUACAUAGAUCCCAGUGUCAUCUUGUGAUUCCAAUGCCCUCUACAUAGAUCCCAGUGUCAUCUAGUGAUUCCAAUGCCCUCUACAUAGAUCCCACUGUCAUCUAGUGAUUCCAAUGCCCUCUACAUAGAUCUCAGUGUCAUCUAGUGAUUCCAAUGCCCUCUACAUAGAUCUCAGUGUCAUCUAGUAAUUCCAAUGCCCUCUACAUAGAUCCCAGUGUCAUCUAGUAAUUCCAAUGCCCUCUACAUAGAUCCCAGUGUCAUCUAGUGAUUCCAAUGCCCUCUACAUAAAUCCCAGUGUCAUCUUGUGAUUCCAAUGUCCUCUACAUAGAUCCCAGUGUCAUCUAGUGAUUCCAAUGCCCUCUACAUAAAUCCUAGUGUCAUCUAGUGAUUCCAAUGCCCUCUACAUAGAUCCCAGUGUCAUCUUGUGAUUCCAAUGUCCUCUCUACAUAGAUCCCACUGUCAUCUAGUGAUUCCAAUGCCCUCUACAUAGAUCUCAGUGUCAUCUUGUGAUUCCAAUGUCCUCUACAUAUAUCCCAGUGUCAUCUAGUGAUUCCAAUGCCCUCUUCAUAGAUCCCAGUGUCAUCUUGUGAUCCCAAGCCCUCUACAUAGAUCCCAGUGUCAUCUAGUGAUUCCAGUGUCCUCUACAUAGAUCCCAGUGUCAUCUUGUGAUCCCAGGCCCUCUACAUAGAUCCCAGUGUCAUCUUGUGAUUCCAAUGUCUUCUACAUAUAUCCCAGUGUCAUCUAGUGAUUCCAAUGCCCUCUACAUAGAUCCCAGUGUCAUCUAGUGAUUCCAAUGUCCUCUACAUAGAUCCCAGUGUCAUCUAGUGAUUCCAAUGUCCUCUACAUAGAUCCCAGUGUCAUCUGGUGAUUCCAAUGUCCUCUACAUAGAUCCCAGUGUCAUCUGGUGAUUCCAAUGUCCUCUACAUAGAUCCCAGUGUCAUCUAGUGAUUCCAAUGACCUCUACAUAGAUCCCAGUGUCAUCUAGUGAUUCCAAUGUCCUCUACAUAGAUCCCAGUGUCAUCUAGUGAUUCCAAUGACCUCUACAUAGAUUCCUGUAUUAUCUAGUGAUUCCAAUGCCCUCUACAUGCCCUCUACAUAGAUUCCAGUGUCAUCUAGUGAUUCCAAUGUCCUCUACAUAGACUCCAGUGUCAUCUUGUGAUCCCAAGCCCUCUACAUAGAUCCCAGUGUCAUCUUGUGAUUCCAGUGUCCUCUACCUAUAUCCCAGUGUCAUCUAGUGAUUCCAAUGCCCUCUACAUAGAUCCCAGUGUCAUCUAGUGAUUCCAGUGUCCUCUACAUAGAUCCCACUGUCAUCUAGUGAUUCCAAUGCCCUCUACAUAGAUCCUAGUGUCAUUUAGUGAUUCCAAUGUCCUCUACAUAGAUCCCAGUGUCAUCUUGUGAUCCCAAGCCCCACUAGAGAUAUGCUUUAGGCUACAUUUAAAUCUUCAGGUACUUUUCAUGGAUUCCAAUGCCCUUUUUGAGAUCCUGUUAAAGUACUUUAGUACUUUUAUCAUAGUUAUUUAUUUGUCAUAAACAUUUUUGCUUUAGUAUGAAAUUGCAACAUACAAGUACUGUUAGAAGUACAUUUACAUGUAUUAUCUUAUUAUACUGUUUAUAUUAAUACAAUCUAGUCUUUAAUUCUAAAGUACGAAGAAUAAUUUUAUAUUGAAAUUUUUUCUCAUAGUCUCUGACCCAAUGAACGUUGUGGAUAGUCUCCUGUAUUGUUACAAUUUCAAGUAUGUCUCCACUUCAAAUUGACCAAGGUUAAGUACAUCAUCAAGAUUUCUGAAUGUUUUUGUCUGUUUUCAAAAUUGUAAAUGGAUAUUAUUUGCUGUAAAAUAAGUGUUAUUUGCUGUAAACUGGGUUUAUUUUGAGAUUGUUUUAAAUUGUUAACAGUUAUACAAUUUAAGUACUAAGUUUUGGAUACUUUUUAUAAUUUUUUGUGUUUGAGGGUGAAAGGGAGAUAAUUCAGUAAGUUAUUCUUCAGGCACUGAAAUAUCUAAUAGAUGAUUAUGAAGAAUAUUUAUUUCUAUAGAUAAAUUUUAAACUAUUAUGGAUCUACAAAACAAUAUUUCAAAAUGAAAGUCCUCCUGAAUUACAGUAUUAAAUGUUUAGAUGUUGUUGAAAAUAUGUUUUACAAUGAAUAAAGAAUUAAAUCUUUUCCUGAAGAAUAAUUUCUUGGAUGUAAUGCACCUAUACUAUUUUCAUGUUUGUUGCUAAUGCUCUAAAUGUUAAAAUGUAUAUCUGGUUGUAUUUCUCGAACAAGUUGUUGAGAAAAGAACAAUAUUCAUUUGAAAUGAUUAAAAAUGAUACAAUACACUA
Messenger RNA from Ruditapes philippinarum (Manila clam), 8463 nucleotides. RefSeq names its product heparan sulfate glucosamine 3-O-sulfotransferase 5-like. Gene Ontology annotation, molecular function: [heparan sulfate]-glucosamine 3-sulfotransferase activity. Bases 247 to 1305 code for a protein of 352 amino acids. Lineage: Eukaryota; Metazoa; Mollusca; Bivalvia; Venerida; Veneridae. The record is from RefSeq and is a predicted model, not a curated record. The transcript is spliced from 2 exons.